AUGGAAUUUGAUGAGUGGGCAAUUAAAUUUAUUGAUACACCGCAAUUUCAAAGGUUGAAAGAAAUAAAGCAAUUAGGUUCUACCUAUUUUGUUUAUCCUGGUGCAAGUCAUAAUCGCUUCGAACAUAGUUUAGGAACUGCGCACCUUGCUCAUACAUUUACAAAAAUAUUACAGCAAAAAGGCGCUGGAAAAACGGAAAAUGCAGAAAAUGCAGAAAGUGAUUUAAAAUGUGUGACUUUGGCCGCUUUAUGUCACGAUCUGGAGGAUCUUAUUAAAGAACUGAGAGAGUUGGAAGCGGAUUCUUUCGAACUAGAACCAGAAGAGGAAAAAUUCAUAAAGGCACUUAUUAUGGGAAAAUCAGAUGGAAUAUCAGCUGGAAUAGCAAUUGAUUAUAUGAUAGCAGAUGCACUUGUAAAAUCAGAUUCAUACUUUAACAUCAAAGGUGCAAUUGAGGAUCCUAAAAAAUAUAUCAAACUGAAUGAUUCUAUUUUGAGUACUAUCGAACAUUCUGAUUGCGAG
This is a messenger RNA of Racocetra fulgida, 519 nucleotides long. NCBI's taxonomy places the organism in Eukaryota, Fungi, Glomeromycota, Glomeromycetes, Diversisporales, Gigasporaceae. The record is from the annotation of a GenBank genome assembly.